CCGGUCCUCUGCUGUCUGCUGGACCUGUUGGUGGUUUUGGAGAAGCCCCCCUCCUCGCUCGGCCCCUCCUCCUCCCGCAGGAAGCCCUGUCGCCAUGACGACGUGCUGCGUCUGGUCCUGACGCACAUGGAGGCGGAGCACAAGGUGGCGCUGCGGCGCGUCUACGCCUCGGCUCUGCCGGCGUACGUCGAGAGGAUGGGCGUGGCGGUGUGCAGACACCUGCGGCGGCUGGAGCGGGUGGUGCUGGGAUACCUGGAGGUUCGAGAUCCGCCCGAAGAGACGAGUCGACUGAAGAUCCUGGAGGGGCUGCAGAAGAGCAUCAGAGCGACCUGGCCCCGGAUGGCGUGCCGUGUUGACGUGUUGCUGCGUUGCCUGUUGAAGUUGCUGCUGUCUGUCUCUGCAGACUCUGAGCUUGGUGACUCUGUCAGACAGACGCUGAUGAGUGAGACGUCUCUCUGCAUCAAACUGCUGGAUGCCGUCUCACACGGGAACGUCCAGCCUCUCCUCCAGCAGGUCGACAGCAGCUGCUGCAGCUCUGAGGUGCUCAGUUGCCUAGCAACAGUAACCAUGACGACAGAGAGGUGAUGCUGCACACCUGGAACACCUGGACUGUAACGGAGCUGCUCCUGUCAGACAGAACUGAGGGCUGCUGGAAUAUCAUUAUGAAUGAGUCAAACAGUUUUAUCACAAAGACUUUAUUUAAAGAUAAAAAUCAUCAAAUACAACAAAGCUGUAAAAUCUGUUUCACAUGUUGACCUGAAGGCACCACGAGCUUCUCACAGACACACCUGGUUUAUGCUCCACGUAUGCUAAUGCUAAUCAGUGUGGGGCUACAACAGUAAUCAGUUACAUUACUAGUUACUGGAGAAAGUAAUCAGUUACUGUAAAGACUGAUGCUGCAUUCAGGUCAUGUGGGAGUUUCUGACUCAUAAAACCAGCGUUCAGUGUUUAUAGUUCACAAACUAACAUUAGUGAUCAGCUGCAACCAAUAGAUCCAUAUAUUGAUUAUAGGUAGAGCUGGCACUCUGAUUGGCUGUUGCAUAAUUGAAGAUGAAUAAGGUUGAGAGUGAGAGCAGAAAGUGUUUGGAGCUGUAUCACAGUGGUUUCCCAGCAGCUGUCAGUUUAAAGAAGUAAAGCUACAGUCACAUGGUUUUAUUCUGUUUCUGUUCACUUUAAUGAACUUAUGAUGAUCUGAGUGAAAUCAGUGGUUUUGUAAAUGGAGUCCGGUGGGCUGCUUUGUUCUGAGAUGCUGGAGCUGUAGAGCGACAUCUAGUGUCAGAAUGUUGUAUAUAACCAUUAAAGCUCCAGAACAGCGAGUGAAUGUAGUUCAGGGUUGUUUCUGUGUACAUCAGUGUGUGAGCAGUGAGUCCAGCUGGUCCAGUCUGUGUUUCAGUCCCAGUACACUGUCCUCAGUCUCCAGUCGUCUCUCCUCCAGAGUCUCCUGCCGAGUCCACAAAGUGCAGCGCAGACGAGCCUGAACAGCAGACGACAAACAGUCAGUGAGCUUUCACUCACAGUGCACACAUUAAAGCUCCUCUCAGUGAGUCUGUACUGUAUCUGUGUGUGUGUGAAGCUACAGGAUCAAUAACUGUUCCUUACUAACUCAGAUACUAACGUUGGUUGCAACGUGAGUAUUUGAGGGCAUCAUUUCACUAGUUUGGAUGCAGUCGUCAUGGUUACUGUGAGCAUUCAGUGUGUACAGCUGAUCAAUGUGUUCACUACAGAUGUUCCAAUAUCCUUUAUUACAACUGCUCAUUAAAGAUCUCUGCAAUAAUCAAUCUGUGAUUAUUUCUGUUUAAUCUGAUUAUAAAUCUGAAUUAUUGUUUAUUAAUAAUAAAAUAGUUUACCUUCAGUCGGU
This is a messenger RNA of Morone saxatilis (striped sea-bass), 1858 nucleotides long. RefSeq names its product TELO2 interacting protein 2 (gene tti2). Lineage: Eukaryota; Metazoa; Chordata; Actinopteri; Moronidae. The record is from RefSeq and is a predicted model, not a curated record. Gene Ontology annotation, cellular component: cytosol; nucleoplasm; centrosome.